CCGUUUUCACACACUCCCACAACAUGGACCCGAGACGUGAAUACAUGCGUAGCCAUUCGUCUUGCGUUUGUAGGCAAAGCGGAAUAAUAAAUAUAGCGCGGGAAAAGGUUGAAGGUUCCCGGGGCUUCUCUCUCUCUCUCUCUCUCCUGGCGUUCUUGCGCGUUGACGUGUGCCUUUACCAAACCUGGAUCUUAGCUCGGUGGUUAGCUUCACCGUUAGCAUUAGCUAUGCAUUUCAAUUUCCCUCCCGUGUUAUUCUUUGUGACGAUUUUGACAGAGGAUGUAAAAUGGCGGCGUCUUUAUAAGAAGACUAUAAUAAAAGAAUAUCUUCAAUUUUCUAUCAAUGUGUAUGUGUGCGCGUGUCUGUGUGUGCGGGCGCGCGCUUGUCGGUGCGCAUGCGCGCGUCUCAUGAGGUUUAGCAUUUAGCUAAAGUUGCCUCAGCGUCCUCGGACGGGAAGUAAUGCUUAAACAAUAUAACGAAAUUGAUUAAACGUGAUAUUUUGAUAAAGAAAAAUGGUUUGGAAAACCUCGGGGACUGGGUGUGGACUGGGUGCUGCUUAUGUUUCAGAGCAGAGUGAAGAGUCGGGGGGAGAAAGUCUUCGCAUCAGGACCGGGGCCGAAGUGGAGGGCCGUAGUUGUACGCGGUGUCGAAGUGAAGAGACGAUGAGAGUUCACGCCCACACCAAGUUUUGCUUUCUCUGCGUCUUCACCCUGCUGUUCCAUCAAUGCACUCACUGUCAUGAAAGCGGCCACCACCAUCACCACCACCACCAUCACCACAGCAACGAGCACGAGCAUGACCACGAUCACGACCACGACCGUGUCCACGACGACCACCAGAUAUCAAUGGAGUCUUACGUAGGUCCCCCCGAUCACCCGGUGCCUGUGAACCGGAAAGAAGCCGCAGAGCAAGAGCAGCAUUACUACAUCCAGCAGCUGUUUCGGCGCUACGGCAAGCAGGACCUCCUCGACUUCGGAGGCUUUCAGGACCUUCUGCUGAGCCUGGGAUUGGGAGAGGUGCGAGUGGUGGAGCUGGAUCACGACAACCUGGGCCAUGACCACGUGGCCCAUUUGGACCUUCUGGAAGUGCAGAAAGGGCUGCAUUCUCAUUCAGGUGGGACCUCACACACGAAGCAUUCUAACCACCACCACGAUGCCCAUGAGGGAAGCUCGUGCAGCCCCAGUCUCGCUGCAGGAACCAGACCGACUGUAGAGAGCAAGUCUCAUGGGCGGAAAAUUAAGGAUGGAGACCACCAUCAUGACCACGAUCAUGACCACGAUCAGAACGCUGAUCAUGACCAUAUUCACGAACACUCGCAUGAACACGAUCAUAACCGUGAACAAAAUAUUCGGACCGAAACACCUCACCAUAAACAUCUCGAGCCCACUAAGGAACACACCACUGAGCAGGAAACCAAUGACCUCACUGGAGACAGCAAAGAAAACAAAACACAUCAUCGUGGCCACCACCACCACCAUCAUCAUAAACACCCUCAUCCUCACCACCACCACCACGCUCCAGGCACUACGGACCAGUCGGGGCCUACGCAAAUGACCUCGGCGUCGCUGCAGCUCAGCAAUCCUGAAGCACUCGCUCUCCAGAACUUCAGUCACCCUCCAACCUCGACGCCUAAGAGGACCAGGAGGACACAGAAGGGUAAAGGACAGACCAACCCUACCCUCAGCUCCUUAAUGGAUGAGAGCGGGAACGUUCACAAUCAUAACCAUGACCAGCACCACAAAGGACCAUCUUUGAAAGAAAAGCGCGCCGUCCCGGAAAAGAUGAUGAUGAUGAUGAACCCAAACACAUCACGGCUUGAAGGCAUGCUCCACCAACACGAAGAGUGUCUAAAUCUCACGCAGCUGCUCCACCACUACGGCAUGAGUCCCGACUUGCUCAUUUCCCCGGCGCAGUUCACCUACCUCUGUCCCGCCCUGCUCUAUCAGAUAGACAGUCGUCUGUGCAUCCGCCAUUACCAUCAGGUCGAAGUUGAGGAAGCGAUUCAAAACUCAGCAUGGGUCUGGGUGUGGGGCUUCGUGUCCAUCACGGUGAUCAGCCUGCUGUCUCUGCUGGGUGUGGUGCUGGUGCCCAUCCUCAAUCAGUCCUGCUUCAAGUUCCUGCUUACCUUCCUGGUGGCGCUGGCAGUGGGCACACUGAGCGGCGAUGCCCUCCUCCAUCUGCUGCCACACUCUCAUGGGAGCCACGACCACAGCCAUGGGGAGCACGAGCACGAAGAGGAGGAGACGGAUUGGCUGGUGAAAUUCGACGGCGUGUGGAAGGGGCUGACGGCGCUCGCAGGGAUCUACCUCCUGUUCAUCAUCGAGCACUGCAUCAGAAUGGUCAAACAUUACAAAGACCACGGGGGUGGCUUCUGUCGGAGGAAAAAGAGAGGCAAGGACGGGAAGAUCGGGAAGAAGCUGUCCGAUCACAAGCUGAACAGGCGCUCAGAUGCCGAGUGGAUGCAUUUAAAACGGUUAGAUGAUGCUUCCCAGAACGACACUCUGAUGACUGAAGCGCAGCCUCCAGAUUCUCCCAGCAAGACUCCACUCGCCAUUACAGACUCGGAGCUGUCUGGAGCUGCUGCGGAAAACAGCCAGCAGGCCAAAACUAAGAAGCACAGUCACGGCCACGGCCACUCGCAUCACGGCCACUGCCACACGGAGAAGGAGAUGAAAGACGCAGGCAUCGCUAGCAUUGCCUGGAUGGUCAUCAUGGGAGACGGCAUGCACAACUUCAGCGACGGGUUGGCGAUCGGUGCUGCGUUUAGCGCCAACGUUACAGGGGGAAUCAGUACAUCUGUCGCUGUGUUCUGCCAUGAAUUACCUCAUGAACUGGGUGACUUUGCGGUGCUGCUGAAGGCUGGGAUGACGGUUAAGCAGGCGAUUGUGUAUAACUUGCUGUCAGCUCUCAUGGCCUACUUCGGCAUGGUGAUCGGCAUGGCCGUGGGUCAGUACACGCACAACGUCACAAGCUGGAUUUUCGCCGUCACCGCUGGAAUGUUCCUGUAUGUGGCCUUGGUGGACAUGAUGCCCGAGAUGCUGCACGGUGACAGCGAAGAUAACAAAUCCUGCCAGCUGGGCCACUUCGUCCUGCAGAACGUGGGCAUGCUCACGGGAUUCGGCAUCAUGCUUCUCAUCGCCAUCUUCGAGGACCGCAUCAAGUUCAACUUCGACUAGCCCGGUCUCCUCGUCGCGACACGGCGCGUCCUCACGUUUCAUCCGUCUCCUCGUGUCUUCAUUCGCUCUCCAAGAGGGCCUCCGCGGCUAACGAUGGACAUUUUUUUUUCCCUCCGAUCAUUUGAGGGUUCCGAACCCGAGGAAGCACAACACGGACACAGAAAGACAUCUGUCUCGUCCCGCUUUUAUCUCUCAAUGCUAGCAUGUCCUAGUCUUGUAUCGUGUGAAUCAGUAGGUGGAACGUCCUCUAAAUGGCGCUACAUAUCAGUAAAAGGGAAAUCCCACAAAUUCAAGGCGUAUCCCUUUAAUAUCACCGUGGACAAAUUGUUGAAAGAGGCAGACACCCCUCCAUCCAUUCAUCCAGCAAUUCAUUCGUUCAUCCAUCUAUUCGUAGCACGCUUGCUGGCCAAAUCAUGAUGUAAAGAGUUUUGUCCGGUGUUGUUAAGCCAUUAGCUUUCAAAUCUUUAUAUACCGGGAAUGAACGGCAGUGGGGGGACGCAAAAGGCGUCCGAGUGUGCGUUUCCAGUUGUGUAGAUCUCACCUGCUUUCCACCAUGCUUUCCACUGUACUGUACGUAGAGAAAGCGCACUACAUUUCAUCGCUCCCCGAAUACGAAUAUUCUUUUUUUUGUUGUUUUUUUGUUGUGUAUUUUGAAGGUUAGAAUAACACGAUGGCAAGGUCGAGCUGCUAGAUCAGAUCUAUCCGAUCAACCCAAUACACAGGCUAUCAACCCAGUACACAGAAUAUUUACUCGUUUGUCAAUUUCUGGCUUGUUAAAAACAGCGAGUGCGUUCAGGAUCUUCACGUGCCCAUUUAUUUGUCUUGACUCCAGCGUUCGUUAUCGACUUUUCUGUUACCCCGGUCUAUUCGAAAGCGACCGCCGACGGUUUCUCCUUCGAGAAAUCCAAACAAAUAAGGACGCUUGGUUUUGCAAAUCACAGCACCGACGUUUUCCCCACCGAAACACAUUCCAACGCUCGAUUAGCUUCCCGAAUGAACCCUGUUCUACGAGCCGUUCUGUUCGUUUAUCCAGCAUUUCUUAAAACGGACCCAAGCAUUGCACGUGGCACGACGAGCUACACGGAACAAACCCUUUUCUUCUACUUUUUUUCCUUUUUCCAUUUGGUCAGUGUUUAAUUUCUAUUGGUGAGGCGAGAAUUUUGUUGGUUUAUACAAGCAUUCCAAUUUCUGAGCGGGACGCAACAAAGACACGUCUUUCAGUAAAUCAAAUUUACUUUAUAUAUAGGAUGAAAAGAGAAGUAAAAGUAUGCAAUGCGAUUAACAAGCGGUUUAUGGCAUUUUCAUUCUUCACACGGAUACUGCAGCUUGUAUUUAACAAUAAUCAUCACAAACAAAAGUCUGGUCUUUGAAAGAAAACUUUUUUUUUUUUUAUGGGGGGAAAAAUGACUUUUUUUUUUUUUUUUUUUUCUCUUUUUAUUUUGUUCUCCCUAUCCGUUCCGAAAGCCUGCGUGUAUACUUGUCUUCGUCUCAUUUGUUAGUCUUGCUGAUGUCGAUGUGUCUCGAAAAAUAAAGGUACACCAAACAGC
This is a messenger RNA of Silurus meridionalis, 4723 nucleotides long. RefSeq names its product solute carrier family 39 member 10 (gene slc39a10). Gene Ontology annotation, biological process: intracellular zinc ion homeostasis; zinc ion import across plasma membrane; positive regulation of B cell receptor signaling pathway. The transcript has 11 exons. Gene Ontology annotation, cellular component: membrane. Lineage: Eukaryota; Metazoa; Chordata; Actinopteri; Siluriformes; Siluridae. Gene Ontology annotation, molecular function: zinc ion transmembrane transporter activity. The coding region runs from base 513 to 3176 and encodes 887 amino acids. The record is from RefSeq and is a predicted model, not a curated record.